This is a messenger RNA of Phanerochaete carnosa HHB-10118-sp, 882 nucleotides long. RefSeq names its product carbohydrate-binding module family 50 protein. NCBI's taxonomy places the organism in Eukaryota, Fungi, Basidiomycota, Agaricomycetes, Polyporales, Phanerochaetaceae. The record is from RefSeq and is a predicted model, not a curated record. The transcript is spliced from 4 exons. Bases 239 to 829 code for a protein of 196 amino acids.
UUACGUCGUAUCGGGAGCGGUCUUGUACUUCUGGACUUUGGUGAAAGAAUAGUUUUAGGGAAGCGAGGGCGUCUUCGCCAUGAUGCCGUCUCUAGCCGGAGGGCGAUUGUUAUGGAGCAUACAUCCCUGCUGCGCGGUGCGUAUAUAACACGUAGCCUGAACAAAAUCUCCCAUUAUCCCGAUACCCUGUCUCACGACAGACGCUGCAAACUCUUGACUAUUCACUGCAACGAACAAGAUGGGGCGUUGGACGCAAUAUGACGAGGACGAGUAUCGCCUCCCACAGGGUAUGCAACGUGUAGCAUAUGAUGCAGACAGCGGCAAGUACUAUUUCAAGGACGGGGGCGGAAACUUGUGGGAAGGUGCUGAAGGUGCGCAGUACGGUGGGCUGAAGCCAGCCGGCAGCACGCCGGUUUUGCGAGUUGAUGUACAAGAAGAAAACGAAGAUCUGGAGGCCGCUGGGCGACGUCCAGACGGCUACCAGCCCCUCGCGCCAGGUGUUGAUGCUGCGUCUCAUGGUGCACGCAGUAUGAAUUCUCAAGCAUACCGCACCCUCUUUCCUUUCUUCAUGAUUAUUAUUGUCGCCCUACUCCUCGUCUGGCGUCUUGUUGGCUCACGCAUACGUGACGACGGCCACCCCGAGGUGUCCUUCUGCACUGGUGAUACGACCGCAUACCGCGUUCAAGCAGAGGACACAUGCUGGGACAUCUCACAAGAGCACGGAUUCUCGUUGAAGCGACUCCGAGAAGCGAACCAAGGUUUGGACUGCGACCGCCUGACUCCCGGAGAGAUCAUUUGCCUUCCCCCUAGUGACCCGCAACGACGAUAGUUAUUUGUAUAUGUCUAUUUUUUUUGACUCGUUUUAUCUCAUCUGGAUCUCUG